AUGGCCGAUGCUGCGAGGACGAAGACUCCCAGACCGGGGCCGUUUGCACGACGAACACUGAAGAAAGCAUCGUCGCCAGGGCCUUUGCGCAUCACCAUGCUGAGUGGAGAACUCCUGGGCGAAACAGACGCACGGCGGCAUCGGACAGCAAGGAAGCUGGCGACGUACGUAGGGGAGUACUGCUGCGCCACGCCGGCACCGAAGCAGACCAUAAGGCUACUGCACGCCGGACGAAGGCUGCAGGGCGGGAGACUACGCAUCGAUGCCACAUCAACCGUGCAGGCCGUCUUCCUGCCCUACGUCCAGAUACACGACGGCUCGAGGGAGUCGGAAGACUUCCGCUUGGCCCUGUGGAACAGAAACACCUCGAAGCUGAAAAAAAUACUUUGGCGGCCACUGGACCCCAACACCGUCUUCCAGCAAUUCUACCCGACGCCGACUUCGGGACUGGAACUUCUCAUGCUGAACCAGAACAGACCCUGGUCGCUGCCUGCCCUACGAACGUUGCUGGAAGCCAAAGCAAAACUGGACCGACCCGAAAACAAAGACGUGCUGGCCCUCGCCGUGAGAUAUGCGCCAAGCAGCCACGUGGAGACGCUCCUAAAGCACCGGGCCGACCUGGGCGGCUCCGCGGAUCCCUGGCGGCCCCUGGACAUAGCAUGCCACGACCACCCCGAAAACCUGCUACAGGGCCGUCCACAUCCAGGCAAGAUCACGAUGCUGCUGGCAGCCCGAGCCGAUCCCACGCGAAUGCUCGAGGACCCGACCAGCUGGGCCCAAAACCCAAGCCACCCAGACUGGUCCUACGGAGCCAACCCUCGAAGCCUAGCAACCCUCGUGGCCCUAGCCUGCGCAGCAGCAGCUCACUCAGACCCGGAGUGCAUGCAGCAAGUCGCGCGAGCGGCAGCGAACAAAAGUGCCAUCCCCUUAGAAUAUGUAAGCGACAGCACCCCCGGAAUGCAGGUCCUCACCGCAAGCCUGUGCAGUGCAGCUUGCACAGGCAACGCCCGCAACGUGUGCUGGCUACUAGAAAUGCGAUGCCCAGCAAAUGCACGCGUCGGCCGACACCUCCUGGAAGGUGAGUCCUGUCUCGUAACCAAUGCCGAGAGUCAGUGCACAGCCUUAAACCUCGCAGUCAGAAGCGGCUCCGUCGCCGCCACCCAAGCACUCCUCCACGCCAAGGCCGAUCCGAAUCUCACCUUCGACGAGCUUGCCGCCCUGGACCGAGCUGCGCUGCACAAGGCACCAGCAACGAUAAUAGAAUGCAUACUAGCGGCCAGAGGCGAAGCGACCACGCCCACAGCGCACACGACAUCUCCGCUGACCGGGGCGCAUACCCGAGCGGCGAACCCGACAAGGCUCCUCAGCCCGGGGCCGCCUGCGGACUCGCAACCAAGCAAUGCGCAAGACGUCAGACGGGCCACUGCUCACGUUGGUGAAGCCAUCAUGCAGCCCGAAAGCAGCCGACGGUGGGCCGACAUGACAGACGACGACGAUCAGGCGACCGGCUGGGACUUCGAAGCGUUCAAGAAGGACUACCUGGCGAGGAGAUGCAGCCUGACACUUCUGACGCCCGUGCAUGCCCCAGGCGGAACAAUCAAGAUCGACGAGGCGCGCUGCCUGGAAAACCUCCCCGACAACCGCACCUCGACGGGACACGACCCCGCCCUCCGGCGCGAAGCCAAGAACACCCCGACGGAAGAAGGCAUCACGGCCCCCAAAAAGCCACUGCCGCGCCAGCCACGAUGGACGGCCGACGACGAGAGAGCCCUGGAUCGUGCUUUCCAGCGAGCAGAGGCACCGGAGAGAAGCUACACCCCAAAGGCGCACAACACCUCCCCCGGCAAGCGUCUAGUCCCACUGUGUGCACAGGCCGACAGAGCCGCCGAGGCAACACCGCCAAGAAACGAAGCCGUGGAAGCGGCAAAGCUCGCAAGGAAUGCCGCUGAACCAUCUCACGAAGGACCGGCCGCGCGACGAGGGGGGGCCGAGGCGGGCUCCGACCACGACACGGAGCCCGGACCCAGCGUCGAGGAGCACUUUCGGGGCACGCUGGCCAUCAAGAAGAUGUCAGGCGACGGCAACUGCCUCUUCCACGCGCUCGGAGAGAACACCGGCGAGAGCGGGGCAUGCCUCCGAGCCCUAAUCAUCCAGUACCUCAGAGAGAACGCAGAAGCCGAAGAAGACGAAGAGCAAGUGCAGGCCUGGCUACAGGAAAGCCAAUACCUCCAAAGCGAUCCGGGUCACUGGGGCGGCGACACGGCCAUCAUCGCUUUCACCCGCAUGAGGCAGCAGCGAGUCCUUUUGCACUGGCGGACGCCAAACGGCGACAUCCUCACGAGCGAGCGCACGCACUCGGACGUGGACGAAGCAGCCCAACGCGGGCCGCACGCAGCACCGAACGCCACGGAAGUGAUCCAUCUCUGGUACAACGGCAGGGACCACUACGACCUGCUGGUGCCCAUAGACCGAGCACCGCCACCAGCACCACCACUGCCACCACCACCACCACCACCACCACCACCCCACCCGAUUCCGCGCCCAGCCAAGCGCAGAAGAACCGCCGCCGGCGGAGAGGAGGCCCAUCAACAGGCAAGGCUGUGUCCGUGCAUUCGGGCCUUCAAGUUACAACUGGGCCUUCAAGUUGCGCAUGCAAUUUCUCUAGGGUUUAGGGCGUCAUUACGCCGCGCCGGUGCAAUUCCCCGCUGUCUCCAGUCAGUCCAUCCGUGUCGCAAUCGGUGCUAA
Messenger RNA from Symbiodinium sp. CCMP2592, 2745 nucleotides. NCBI's taxonomy places the organism in Eukaryota, Dinophyceae, Suessiales, Symbiodiniaceae. The record is from the annotation of a GenBank genome assembly.